This is a messenger RNA of Lasiosphaeria miniovina, 771 nucleotides long. RefSeq lists its product as uncharacterized. Lineage: Eukaryota; Fungi; Ascomycota; Sordariomycetes; Sordariales; Lasiosphaeriaceae. Bases 1 to 771 code for a protein of 256 amino acids. The transcript has 3 exons. The record is from RefSeq and is a predicted model, not a curated record. Gene Ontology annotation, molecular function: U1 snRNA binding. Gene Ontology annotation, biological process: mRNA splicing, via spliceosome. Gene Ontology annotation, cellular component: U1 snRNP.
AUGGCCUCGGAUCAGCAGCAGCAUCAGCAGCAGCAGCAGCCUAUUGCGACUGUCUACGUGCGCAACCUCGAGGAGCGCGUCAAGCCGGAGCCGCUCAAGGAGGCGCUGCGAGCCAUCUUCUCCGAGUAUGGAAACAUCAUCGACAUUGUGGCCAAGACGAACCUGCGCGCCAAGGGCCAGGCCUUCAUCGUCUUCGACAACCCCGAGUCGGCCGCGAAUGCCGUCGAGGAGGUCCAGGGCUUCGAGCUCUUCGACAAGCCCAUGCACGUCGCCGUAGCGCGCAGCAAGAGCGAUGCCACCGUCCUGCAGACCGGCAACGAGGACGAGUUCGACGCCCACAAGCGCCACCGCAUGGCCGAAAUGGACAAGAAGAAGGCCCUCGAGGCCGCCGAGGAGCAGAAGCGUCUUAAGCGUCCCCUGGUCGGAGCCGCGGCCGACGCCAGCGGCGGCCGACCGGCCAAGGCGGCGCGCGGCGCUGGCCUCAAGGCCACUGGCGCCGGCGCCCCGGCCCAGCUGCCUGACGAGUACCUGCCGCCCAACCGGAUCCUGUUCGUGCAGAACCUGCCCGACGGGUUCACUAAGGAUGACGUCGUCGCCAUUUUCGGCGUGUUUGAGGGCUUCCGCGAGGUCCGCAUGGUUCCCGGCCGCACUGGCAUCGCCUUUGUCGAGUACGACGCCGAGCCUGGUGCCAUCGUGGCCAAGGAGCAGACCGCUGGAAUGGCCGUGAAGGAUGGUGAGAAGGCCUUGAAGGUGACCUACCAACGGCAGUAG